AGGGAAACAUUGGGCAUGUUUGUAAGGAUUAUAAAUAUCUGUCAUGGGAUAUACCGACGUAGUCAUAGAAAACGGGAAUUUUGGCGAUCGAUAACUCCACGAACUUCUGCAACACUACUAAGGAGCAGCGCGCGUGCAGGUAGUCAGGCAAGGAUCCUCCUGGGCACUAUGGACGACUUGAGGCGCGAUCGUCUAGGGCAGCGUCCCUACCACGAGCACACUGGGGACAACAUCUGCCCCAACAUGGUCAGGGGCAUCGACUACCUCAGGGAUCCCAGGUUGAACAAGGGCAUGGCCUUCAGUCUGGAAGAACGCCAGGUUUUGGGUCUCCAUGGUCUCAUCCCACCACGAUUCAAGACCCAGGAAGAACAAGUUGAUCUUUGCAAGAAGAAUGUUGAACGUUAUCAGGAGCCAUUAAAUAAAUUUAUUUAUCUUGCUAGUCUCCAGGAUCGAAACGAACGCCUCUUUUAUCGUCUUCUGAGUGAAAAUGUUGAAGAGUACAUGCCCAUUGUUUACACCCCAACUGUUGGUCUUGCUUGCCAGAAGUUUGGUUUGAUCUUCCGACGACCUCGUGGUCUAUUUAUUUCUAUUCAUGACAAGGGACAUGUGUAUGAUGUGUUGAGAAACUGGCCAGAACAUGAUGUUCGUGCCAUUGUGGUGACAGAUGGAGAACGUAUUCUGGGUCUUGGUGACCUGGGUGUACAGGGUAUGGGUAUUCCAGUUGGGAAAUUGUCCCUCUAUACUGCUUUGGCUGGAAUCAAGCCACACCAGUGCCUGCCUAUUGUUCUUGAUGUCGGUACCAACCGCAAGGAACUUCUUGAAGAUGAAUUUUAUAUUGGUGCCAGACAUGAGCGAGUGACAGGUGAAGCCUAUGAUGAAUUCAUUGAUGAAUUCAUGCAUGCAGUAGUUCAGCGCUACGGCCAGAACACUCUUAUCCAGUUUGAGGACUUUGGUAACCAUAAUGCCUUCCGCUUCCUUGAGAAGUAUCGAGGAAAAUAUUGCACAUUCAACGAUGACAUUCAAGGAACAGCAUCUGUUGCUGUUGCUGGUUUGUUAGCCUCCCUGCGCAUCACUGACACAAAGCUUAGUGAUCAUAAAUUCCUUUUCCAAGGAGCUGGUGAGGCCUCCCUUGGUAUUGCCAACUUGAUUGUCAUGGCCAUGGUCGAGGAAGGUGUUGAUGAGGAGGAAGCCCGCUCUAAGAUUUGGCUGGUUGACUCCCGUGGCUUGAUCGUGAAGGACCGUCCCAAGGGUGGAAUUACAGGCCAUAAGGAAGUAUUUGCCCAUGAACAUGAGCCUAUGGAUGACCUGGAAGAAAUUGUGAGAGAGCUUCAACCAACUACUCUCAUUGGUGCUGCUGCCAUUGGAGGAGUGUUCACCCCACAGCUUCUUCAAGAUAUGGCUUCCUUCAACGAACGACCAGUUAUCUUUGCUCUUAGUAACCCAACAAGCAAGGCUGAAUGUACUGCAGAGGACUGUUACACACAUACUGAAGGUCGAGGUGUGUUUGCAUCAGGCUCUCCCUUCGACCCCGUGACUUACGAAGGCAGGACUUUCCAUCCAGGCCAAGGCAACAAUGCAUACAUCUUCCCAGGUGUUGCUCUGGGAGUAAUCUGCACUGGAAUUCACCACAUUGAUGAUGGAAUUUUCCUCAUGGCAGCAAAGGCUCUGGCUGAUAUGGUAACUGAAGAGAACCUUGAGCAGGGUCGUUUGUAUCCUCCUCUUACAGACAUUCAGUCCUGUUCCCUGAAGAUUGCUACCUACAUUGCAGAACAUGCAUACAAGACAGAUAUAGCAUCAGUUUACCCUCAGCCAAAGGACAAAAUGGCCUUCAUUAGGGCUCAGCAAUAUGAUUAUCACUAUGGUUCAGCCCUUCCCAAUGUCUACAGUUGGCCCAAGCUUUAGGGCGCAUGACCAGUAUUGCAUCAACUUAUCCUCAACCAGAAGACUUGACCGAGUUUAUCUCAGAACAAAUGUAUGACUAUAACUACGAUGACAAUUCUGCCAUACCAAAGACCUGGGAGUGGCCAGAUCUCUCAGAAUUUGAACCCAACCCUUAGAAAGAAGACUGCUGAAAAAAAUACCAAGCUCAGUAUUGCGGAAUAUUUCUCCAUUGUUAGAUGCAUCAGCUGUGUAUGAUAACCGCAGAGCUUCAUGUGUUAAAUGUACUCCAUGUUGUUAACAAAGGAAAUUAUUUUGUUAAUUCCCAUGAUAAUAGAAAAGUUCAGAUAGUUGCAGUAACAUUAGUGGAUGGUUUUGCAUUUAAUGUAUUUCCACAACUAUUUUGAUGAAUAUUAAGAUUAAGUUAUGAAGACACAUUGAGUUCAAAACCAAAUGUUAGAACUAUUUUGAUCUUACAAGUUAUACAAAGAUCUCACUGUGGGAGUACAUAUAGGAAAUCAAAUUUGUCUAAGUUCAGAAACUAUCUCAACUCUGUAGUUAAAAUCAGGCUGUGGGUAAAAUAGCUCAGUCUCUGGUAUGAUUAUCAUAAAGAGUUAAUAUUUAGUGCUGCUUAACAUUCUUCUUUUUUUCUUUUUUGUUAACUUACUUUCUCUCUCUAUACCUUAUAUAGUUAUUUGGUGUUAGUCCCCACUCUAGUUGAAUAAAAAAGAAACUUUCUUUUUAUUUCAAAUUUUAGUUUCUUUCAGGCAAGAUCUCUAUUAUCUCUUACAUUGGCCCAUUUUUGUAGCACUAAAUGCCUGUGAUUAUUAGUUUACGGCCUCAGUAGUCCCAACAUUUCAUACUUUCUGUACUCUAAUGGAAAUGCAUGAGAUAGAUUCCCCCCCAACCCACACACAUCAAAGCAGAGAUUUUUGUUGUAUAAAUUUGAGUAUUUAUGUAUUAUUUCCAUUUUCCCUAUCUGAAAAAUAGAUGCCAAAAGAUCUCCUUCCAUCUCCAAUUUCAGUAUUCUCAUUGGUAAACAUCUGCAUCAAUUCUAGACAUUCUUGAAAAAUAAAAACAAUUAGAUUAUCAUUAGUAUUGGUAUUAUUUGCAUCUGACUCAUCAGCUUCCUGAUUCAAUGUGGACUUAUUUAUUUUUGUUGUUUACUUCUGUGUAGUAUUAUGAAAAAUAUACUCUGUUUCUGCCAGCCUUCUUUUAAGCAUCAACUGUGUCAGGUCAUCUAAAAGUCAAGAAGAAAUCUUGAAAUUGAGGAUACAUCUUGCAUUCAUUCUCAUAACAACUAUAAAGUCAUACUGUAUGUGUAUAUAUUAAGAUUAACCUACCAGGGUUCUGCAGGUAAUCUAAUAAUCCUUAUUUUCGUAAUGGAAGCAGAGGUAAUUUGUCUUAUAUUUUUCCAGAGUGUUUGUAAAGUAUAGAUGGUAUGAUGUGCUUUGCUGACUUUUUAUACAAAGAGCCUAUUACCAUGUAGUAAAGAGUGGACAGUGACUACCUACCACAUGAACGAUAAUUACUUAUCGUUGAUGCAUAAGUUAAAGGUAAAAAAUCUCAUAACCACACAUUUACAAAGGAAAACAUUAUUGAUACUUUACUCCUCCUUUGCCCCAAGAACUGUAACAUACUUAUAGUAUGUCAGUGAAAACAAAAUUGGAAAUGAUUAUGUACGUUGAUCUUGUUGAUGACUGUUAAGCAGAUGUACUUUAUUUCUUAUUUGUGUGUUAUAAAAUGUAUGUAGUCGUGCAGGUAGAAUAAACUAUAUGUAUUUUAAA
Molecule: messenger RNA, 3665 nt
Organism: Penaeus vannamei (Pacific white shrimp)
Lineage: Eukaryota; Metazoa; Arthropoda; Malacostraca; Decapoda; Penaeidae
Product: Malic enzyme b
Biological process (GO): pyruvate metabolic process; malate metabolic process
Cellular component (GO): mitochondrion
Molecular function (GO): NAD binding; malate dehydrogenase (decarboxylating) (NADP+) activity
Source: RefSeq, a predicted model, not a curated record